AUGCAUGCUUUGGUUUAUCUAAAGCUUUUUUCCAUUCUGGUUUCACUUCUUUCCUAUGGUGUUCUUCAUACCACACUCUCUGCUUUGAUAUCACAUCGUUACCAUGACUUUGAUAUCACAUCGUUUUUGACUAAAGCUCUGAAACUAAGGAAGUCUUCAAGGAAUGUUCAAGCAUCUUCAAGCAAAGCUCAGAAACCUAGAAAGUCUUCGACUAAAGCUCUGAAACUAAGGAAGUCUUCAAGGAAUGUUUCAUCUACCUGUAAGCAGAGAAGAAUCAGUAACUAUUUUCCUCCAAUUGGUCUUGCCGGCAACUUAAAUGAUGAAGUCUCGGUGCCUAUGGAUGAAGAUAACUCUUUAAGCAACUACCAUAUCGUCAGCCAAUAUGGUGCACAACAAUAUGGCUCAACCUCCUCAACUUCACCCCCCAAAGCACCACUUGUACAAGGUCCAUUGCUACCUCCACCACAUCACCCAAAUCAAAGUACUCUCCCUUCUCUGUGCACUCGAUCGGUGAUAUAUGAUGUUAGUGAUUGCCCUAACAUCCCUCCACUCCACCACUGGAUGUACCAAGGUCUUGAUAUUUUUGAUGCACUCAGCCCUGACCCACCUUCUCUUAGUCAACCAAAAUAUGACUCUUCGCACAAUCAAGCCUUGCGUAGACUCCCUUUCACACCCGACACUUCUCCCGACAAAAGUGGAGAUAGUUUGACUGGUUUCCUAGGUCAUGCACGAACAACUAAUGCAUUUUCAGCGACUGCUACCUCUAAUCCUCUAACUGGUUCCAAAUUUGACGAGGAACAAUCUGAAGACAUUGACAUCGUGGAACUGAGUGAGGGCUCCCCUGGCAGACCAAGGCCCAUGCAUCAACCAACGUGUGAUGAAAACCAACUUGCAAAACAUCUUAUGAGAUGUAAAUCCAUCCAAGUUGUUGACGUAAUCAACACACUGCCUCAAAUUGAUUGGGAUCUUUUUGAAAGGUUCAUUUCCCACAAGAAGUAUGUGUAA
Eruca vesicaria subsp. sativa (arugula) is the source of this 1005-nucleotide messenger RNA. Lineage: Eukaryota; Viridiplantae; Streptophyta; Magnoliopsida; Brassicales; Brassicaceae. The record is from the annotation of a GenBank genome assembly.